CAUUCGAAGAAUGUCUUGAUUCAUCAAAAUCAGCCAAAGAUUGCAGAUUUUGGACUAUCGAAGCAGAUAAAUGAAAGGUCUAGAACUUCAUCCACAAGUUUACAUGGAAUGCCACAAUAUAUUGAACCCAAUUGCUUUCGCGACCCUAAUUAUAAACGCAAUAUGAAAUCUGACGUUUAUAGCUUUGGAAUAAUUCUCUGUGAAAUUUCAAGUGGAAGACACCCAUUUCAAACUGCUGAAUCAACAAUGGCCAUCUGCUUUCACAUAUACCAAGGAAAUAGAGAAGAACCUGUAGAAGGUACACCACCUCAAUAUAUUGAACUUUACAAACGAUGUUGGGACAACGAUCCUGCCAAUCGUCCAGAAAUAAAAGAAAUUCUCAAUACUUUAAUACAUCUUAUUCGUAACGAAACUUUGAGUCAACAAAAUUCCGUUGAAGUAUCAACUCAAAAUAGCGAAACUUCUUCAAGUCAUCAGGAUGAUACAAGCACGUUUGUAGAUUCAUAUAGUUUUACGACGUCUACACUUUGUUUAUCUGAUACAAUAAAUGUAGGCAUUGAAACUCAAUAUGGUAGUAUUCUUGAAGUUAUUAGAAAAGAAGCAAAUGAAUGUUUUACGCAAGGCAAAUUUCUUAAAGCAUUAGAAC
Messenger RNA from Ambispora leptoticha, 646 nucleotides. NCBI's taxonomy places the organism in Eukaryota, Fungi, Glomeromycota, Glomeromycetes, Archaeosporales, Ambisporaceae. The record is from the annotation of a GenBank genome assembly.